Lolium rigidum is the source of this 593-nucleotide messenger RNA. RefSeq names its product calcium-binding protein KIC-like. Gene Ontology annotation, molecular function: calcium ion binding. The record is from RefSeq and is a predicted model, not a curated record. Lineage: Eukaryota; Viridiplantae; Streptophyta; Magnoliopsida; Poales; Poaceae. The transcript has a single exon. Bases 58 to 435 code for a protein of 125 amino acids.
GCAGCGAAACAGCAAGAAAUACACAACCCUCCACCCACAGCGAUCACCGAUCCCACCAUGGCAUCGCACCAGCAGCCCAAGCAAUCUCAGUCGGUGGGGUUCGAGGACUACCUGCCGGUGAUGGCGGAGCGUCUGGGCGAGGAAGGCCUGAUGCAGGAGCUGGCCUCCGGGUUCCGGUUGCUGCAGGACCCCGCCUCGGGCCUCAUCACCUUCGCCAGCCUCCGCCGCAACGCGCCGCUGCUGGGGCUGGGCGGCAUGUCCGACGACGACCUCCGCGGGAUGCUUGCCGAGGGCGACUUCGACGGCGACGGCGCCCUGAGCGAGAUGGAGUUCUGCGUCCUCAUGGUCAGGCUCAGCCCCGAGCUCAUGGACGAGCCCAGGCGGUGGCUCGACGACGCCGUCGCGCAGGCGUCCCAGUUCAAGUUCACCAGCUAGAUUUCAGUAGUAGGGGUUGCUCUCCUUUUUUUUUUACGAUUUUUCUGUCCGAUGUUCAUAGAGUCAGGAUUAUAUCAAGAAGGUUUGCAGGCACUGUCGAUUGGUUGAUGGAUUCCCACGUGAAUAAAUCGACAGAAGCUUCUGCGUUUUCACCACCA